Molecule: messenger RNA, 1223 nt
Organism: Acanthopagrus latus (yellowfin seabream)
Lineage: Eukaryota; Metazoa; Chordata; Actinopteri; Spariformes; Sparidae
Gene: copz1
Product: COPI coat complex subunit zeta 1
Exons: 9
Coding region: 99-632 (177 amino acids)
Biological process (GO): intra-Golgi vesicle-mediated transport; retrograde vesicle-mediated transport, Golgi to endoplasmic reticulum; intracellular protein transport
Cellular component (GO): COPI vesicle coat
Source: RefSeq, a predicted model, not a curated record
CCGUCAGCCAAUGAGAAGGGGCCCAAUUUACUGUACGUAUGACGUAGCCCACGACUGCUGUCUUGUUAGUGCUAACUGGUUUGCUAACAAGAAAGAAGAUGGAUUCUCCCAUACUGGAACCAUCCCUGUACACCGUCAAAGCAGUUCUGAUACUGGACAACGAUGGAGACAGGCUUUACGCCAAGUAUUAUGAUGAUACAUACCCGACCGUGAAGGAGCAGAAGGCGUUUGAGAAGAACAUAUUCAACAAAACACACAGGACAGACAGUGAGAUAGCAUUACUUGAGGGCCUCACCGUUGUCUACAAGAGCAACAUAGACCUCUUCUUCUAUGUGAUUGGAAGUUCCCAUGAAAAUGAGCUUAUGCUUAUGGCUGUUCUCAAUUGCCUUUUUGAUUCGCUCAGUCAGAUGUUGAGAAAAAAUGUUGAGAGGAGGGCUCUGUUGGAAAAUAUGGAGGGGCUCUUCCUGGCUGUGGAUGAAAUUGUAGAUGGAGGGGUGAUCCUGGAGAGUGACCCGCAGCAAGUUGUGCACCGUGUGGCUCUCAGAGGGGAUGAUGUGCCUUUGACAGAGCAAACGGUCACACAGGUUCUUCAGUCUGCGAAAGAACAGAUCAAGUGGUCUCUCCUACGAUAGAGUCACUCCUGACCAGUCUACCAGUGAGCCGCUGUUCAGCCCAGUCUUCAUGGCACUGAUCCACAUACUCCUAUCCCUCCGAUUUCCACUCCUUCAAUCAAAGCUGUGAGGAUCACCGGUGGCUGAUCCAGUCACACUCCCAGGACUACUGCUUGACAAAGUUACUUUUUUUUUCUCUCUUUUUGCACAGGCUUGCAUUGUAAGUCUUGAUCAACAUGAGGAUAAAAUGUGGUGUACAUUCCAGUACCAGGGCCGGCCUGUUUUUGUUUCUUUGAUUUGUCAUUACAGGACCUGGGUGUUUUAGUAAACUGACCUAUCUGUCUAUGAAACAUCGUUAAACCUCAUUAUGGCCUGUGGCAACAUUCCAUGUGUCUCCUUGAACAAGAGUUUAAUCCUGUAUGACAGCGCCUUGUUGUUAACUCCAGAUUACUGUACAGAGUAUUGAGGCACUACCUCUACCAUUUAAACUUCAAAAACAUUGCAAUUAAAACUUCAAACCAGUACUGUUGUCAAACCUGUGAUCGCAGAGGUAUGUUUUCGAACAGAGAUCUUCCAUCAUCUGAUACUUUUAAUAAAUGUUUGUUGACACUG